Quercus robur (English oak) is the source of this 5011-nucleotide messenger RNA. Its product is annotated as disease resistance protein RPV1-like. The coding region runs from base 1 to 4224 and encodes 1407 amino acids. Gene Ontology annotation, molecular function: ADP binding; protein binding. The transcript is spliced from 8 exons. The record is from RefSeq and is a predicted model, not a curated record. Lineage: Eukaryota; Viridiplantae; Streptophyta; Magnoliopsida; Fagales; Fagaceae. Gene Ontology annotation, biological process: signal transduction; defense response.
AUGGCUUUAAUGGGCAUGGAAACGGACUCCUCAUCUUUCCCAAGUUCCUCUUCUUCUUCUGCCGCCCGACGGAAGUAUGAUGUGUUCCUCAGUUUCAGAGGUGAGGACACCCGCUACACAUUGGCAGACCUUCUAUAUGAUGCUUUCAAUCAGAAGGGCAUUAACGCCUUUAAGGACGAUGAAAAACUUGAGAAAGGAAAAACUAUUUCGCCAGAGCUUUCAAGAGCAAUAGAAGAAUCGCGAUUUGCUGUUGUCAUUUUCUCAAAAAACUAUGCAUCUUCGACUUGGUGCGUAGAUGAACUUGCAAAGAUCUUUCACUGCGAGGAACACAUGGGAAUGAAAAUUCUGCCAGUUUUUCAUGACGUGGAGCCCUCUGAUGUGCGGAAGCAAAUGGGAACUUUUGAACAGGCUUUUAUUGAACAUGAAAAUCGUUUCGAGGAGAAUAUAGAGAAGGUGAAGAUGUGGAGAGCUGCUUUGACUCACGUGGGCAAUCUCGCUGGAUGGCCUUUAAUGAAUAGGCCUCUCUCACAAGUUAUUAGAAGCAUUGUGAGGCUAAUAUGGCAUAACUUGAAUAAUGAUACAUUCUUAGAAGUUAUCAAGGGCCUAGUGGGAAUAGACUCUCAUGUGGUGGAAUUGGAGUCGCGUUUAGCUUUAUGGUCAAAUGAUGUUCGCUUUAUAGGGAUUUGGGCGAUGGGGGGAAUGGGUAAGACAACUCUUGCUUGGGUUGUUUAUCAUAUGGUUUCUAAAGAUUUUGAAGCUUGCAGUUUUAUUGAGAAUGUUAGGGAAAAUUUUGAAAAAAAAAAAGAUUUUGUUCCAAUACAACAAAAAAUUAUUGAUCAAAUUUUGAUCGAAAAGGAUUUGAAAAUAAAAGAUAAGUAUGAUGGAGUUGUCAAGAUCAAAAAUGGGUUACGUCAUAAAAGAAUUCUUCUUGUUCUAGAUGAUGUAGAUAAGCUAGACAUGUUAAACAUGUUAGCCGGGGAGCAUGAUUGGUUUGGCCCGGGUAGUAGAAUCAUCAUAACAACAAGAGAUAUGCAGGUGUUGAAGACACAUGGAGUGGAUGAAAUCUAUGAAAUUAAAGGAUUAAAUGAUGAAAAUGCUCUUCAACUUUUUUGCUUGAAAGCUUUUAAAAAAGAGCAUGUCCCUGAUGAUUAUAUAGGGUUGUCUAGCCAUUUUUUGGAAUAUGCCGGAGGCCUUCCUUUAGCUCUUGAGGUUUUGGGUUCAUUUUUGUUUGGAAAAAGUACUGAUGAAUGGAAAAGUGCGUUAGAGAGGCUCAAAGAAUAUCCUAAUCUAGAAGUUUUGCAUGUACUUCAAAUAAGUUUUCAUGGACUCCAUGACACAGAGAAGGAAAUAUUCCUACAUAUUGCAUGCUUCUUUAAUCAUAAUGAAAAAGAUUAUGUUGUAGAAGUACUGGAUAAUCUUGGCCUUCAUGCUGGUAUUGGAUUGAAGGAACUCGUUGAUAAAUCUCUCUUGAAAAUUAUGGAUGAUGAUGUAGUGUGGAUGCAUGAUUUACUUGAAGAAAUGGGUAAGAACAUAGUUUUUCAAGAACACCGUGAUGAUCUUGGAAAGCGUAGUAGAUUGUGGGUUUAUGAGGACAUUGACAAAGUAUUUAGAAAAAAUAAGGGAACAAAAGCAGUUCAAGCUAUGGAUAUUUGGGGUGGUGGUUUUCUUGAAGAACAUGUGGCAACUUGGAACCCUGAUGCCUUUUUGAAGAUGUACAAUCUUAAAUUUCUUAGAGUUGAUUACAUUGACUAUGUCCCCACACAUCUUCCUAAUGAUUUAAGAAUUCUUGAUUGGACUGUUUAUCGUUCAAAAUCCUUGCCAUCAAGUUUCCAGCUAGAUGAGCUUGUUCAGCUUCGUUUGCAAUAUAGCGAAAUAGAACAACUUUGGAUAGGAAUAAAGAAUUUUGACAAGUUGAAGUUCAUUGAUUUGGCUAGCUCCUUAAACCUAAUCAUAACCCCUGACUUCACCGGAGUGCCAAAUCUUGAGAAAUUAGUUUUGUCAAAUUGCACAAAGUUACGCGAGCUUCACUCAUCCAUUGGGAUUCUAAAAAAACUUAUUCUUCUUGAUCUAAGACGUUGCCGAAAACUAAGUUGUCUUCCAAGAAAGUUUGAAAUGGAGUCACUCGUGACUCUUGAACUUUCUGGUUGCUUUGACAUCGAGAAAAUUUCAGAAUUUGUUGGAAACAUGGGAUGCUUACAAGAGCUGAAUUUGGAUGGCACUGGUAUUAAGGAACUACCUUCAUCAAUUGAAGGCUUGAUUGGCUUGACUUCACUAUCUCUAGCAUAUUGUGAUGACCUUGUGUGUCUUCCUAGCGCCAUUUGUAGUUUGAAAUCGCUUGAAUCUCUUGAUCUUUCUUGGUGCUUAAAAAUUGACAAAUUGCCAAAGAACCUAGGGAAUGUCAAAGGUCUAAAGGUGCUUAAGUUGAGUGGAACUGCUAUAAAAGAGCUCCCUUCAUCAAUUGAACAUAUGACAAGCCUUACUUUACUAACUUUUAAUAAAUGUAAAAAUCUUGUGUGUCUUCCUAACUCCAUUUUUAGUUUGAAGUUGGGUAAUUCUCUUGAUCUUGCUGGAUGCUCAAAAUUUGACAACUUGCCAGAAAACCUAGGGAAUGUUGAAGGUUUGGAGAAGCUUGAUUUGAGUGGAACAGCUAUUAAAGAGCUGCCUUCAUCGAUUGAACAUUUGACAAGCCUUACUUUAUUGUCUCUAAAAAAUUGUAAAAACCUUGUGUGUCUUCCUAGCACCAUUUGUUGUUUGAAGUUGCUUAAUUCUCUUGAUCUUUCUGGAUGCUCAAAAUUUGACAGGUUGCCAGAGAAUUUGGGGAAUGUUGAAGGUUUGGAGUUCCUUGAUUUGAGUGGAACUUCUAUAAAAGAAGUUCCUUCCUCCAUUGUUCUCCUUAAAAAUCUCAAAGAACUUCUUGUCCAUGGAUUGAAAGAAACAUUAUUUUCAUUUGAUUCCAUGCCAAUGAGUCAUAUUGCUGUGGGCUUAUUAUUGCCUUCAUUAUCAGGUCUGCAUUCCUUAAUAUACUUAGAUCUUUGUGACUGCGAUCUUUCGUCAAUCCCCAAUGAUAUUGGCAACUUGUCUUCUUUAGCACGCUUAAAUCUAUGUGGAAAUAAUUUUGUUUCCCUUCCUAAAAGCAUCUCUCAACUCUCUAACCUUCAAACACUCCAUUUAAAGGGUUGCAAAAGGCUUCAAUCAUUGGAAAAUGUUCCAUCAACUAUUGAAUUCGUAAUUGCAAACAAUUGUACUUCACUGGAGAGAUUGCCAGAACUACAAAAUCAUCCUCUUAGGUCAUGUCCCUCCCGUUUGCUUUUCACGUAUCUCAACUGCUUCAAAUUGGUUGACAAUAUUCAAAGUGGAAGUAACAUGCUUCAGGGACAAAGUGGUAGACUACCAAACAUGUUAGAGAUUAUUAUUCCUGGAGGUGAAAUUCCAAAAGGGUUUAGCCCUGCAAGGUUUAUUUUGAAAAGUCCCCCUCGAAGUAAGCUUCAAGCGUUGAUGGGUCAUACAUGGAAGAUACAACUACAAGUGCCGUCUUGUAGGUGUGAUGAGCUGAUGGGAAUUGCGUUGUGCAUUGUUUUUGUACCCAACGGGUCAUAUCAAAGCAGUUGUGCAUUUGAGGUACAUGGAUUUCGAGGGGCAGUUCCAGUAAAAUCUGAUUUUGCAAUAAAUUAUGGUAAAUUUGAGUCACCUACCAUGCUAGACUCUGGAUUUAUGACAAAUUAUGGUAAAGUUGAAUCACCUCACCUUUGGUUGCUCUAUUUGUCCACUCACUAUUCUGGCUCCAAUUGGGGAGAAACAUUUAGUCAAAUUGAUGCGAAUGGAGCUCAUCAAUUUGAGAUUGAAAUAUCUUCCCCAGAAUAUGAGGUGGAAAAAGUUGGGUUCCAUUUGGUAUACAAGCAAGACAUCGAGGAUCCCAAUCAAACUAUGGCACAAUGUAGCAGCAACAGUAUGCUCUAUGAGGAUCUGGUGGAUCUCCAUAAUGAUCAUUCCAAUUCAGCUGCAGAAGGUUUCAGAAAUAAGCUAAGCAAUGACGGGGAUGAUGGGGCUGGACCUAGCAGAAAAGGCUACUCUGAUGAGGAACCACAGCCAGAGAGGAUUCAUAGACUCGGAAGAUUUAUGGCUGAUUCUGAGGAUUCUAGUCAAAGGGAAAUUUUUUACUUCAGAGAAUGGAUAUUUCGGUUACUUUGUUGGUGUGCAAGAGACAAAGACAAUAGAGAUGAGUAGUAUAAAUGGGUAUGCUCUUAUAAACGUUUGGAGAAACUUCUGCUUUUCCAACAUCUUAUACUACUGGGACCGUGUAGACUUUCAGAUACUGAGUCCAGUAACUAUACUACAGCAUGGAUGCAAAAGUUGGGAAUCUCAUUAAUAGUCCCAGCCAAAUCGAAAUACUUCCUUCGGAGGACUCUGAUCAAUUCACUGUCCGUGUGAUGAGCAAUCUAUUUUGCCAUAGAAGGAGACUGGUUGGUGGUUAUCAAUGCAAUAUGCUGAGCAAGCGAAAUGCACAUCACCAGCAGGGCACAUUGUUGAAGACGCGAAAUGGCUUGCAACAGACAUGAGAGCAUGCAAAUUUUAACAUACCAGAAGAGAGGCAAACAUUGCUCUGCACAUUCUCUGGCACGCCCCAACCUCAAGCCCAGUUUUUAGAAGCUCCUAUGUAUAUGGCUUCCGGAUAUACCAGCCUCCAUUGCAAAUGUUAUUUUAAUUUUUUAAAUGAGUCAUUGUUAUGUUGGUUUUUGAUGCAGCAAUAAAUUAUUCAUGCUCUUCUUUUUUUGUUUUUUUAAAAGGUAAACAAAAGAAUAGGAUUGAAGUUCCAAGAAGUGAAGAACAUAGAAAAAGGGCUGGAAUUUGUCUCUCUUUCAGGGGCAUUUUGUAAGCGCAAUGUUAGAUUUUGUAAUAACCUGCGCAUCACGUGGGAUACCGGAUAUGUUAUCAAAGACAAUAUUAGCCUAAAUAUUCAGGAAUUUUUAGGAGUUUUUUAGAUCUCCUUAGGUUUUCAUUUUCUUUUUUUAAA